Messenger RNA from Schistosoma guineensis, 2303 nucleotides. The record is from the annotation of a GenBank genome assembly. NCBI's taxonomy places the organism in Eukaryota, Metazoa, Platyhelminthes, Trematoda, Strigeidida, Schistosomatidae.
CGUGUACUGAGAUGGGAAACUACAUUAUUAAAACUAUUGGCUACUAGUUGUGGAAAUUUUCACAAAUCAAAUGAUUACCUUGGGAAUGCUUAUUAUGGCACACAUGAUGAUAAGUAAUACAUUAUUGGCUUUAUUCUUAUGUCCCCUUCCUUAAUGUUCGUCAAUAAUCUGAUUCUAGGCAGCUUUGCUCGUCAAACUUUAUAACACGUAUGGUUAGAAGAAUCAGGUUUUCUCAUCGACUUGUCGUUUGGUUUAAUGGGUGUUGAGUAGCAAACAGAUUAACGACGGAAAUCAGUGGGUAAAAUAAUGGUAUUAUAGGUGCAAUCAGGUAAAAUGAGGUAAGUAUAUACUGAGAGAUAGCUACGACAGGUGAGUGAAUAAUUUCAACAAAAUUCUGGAUAUAGUAAGUCUAAUCGAAGCUAUUCAAAAGAGAUCUGGCUGUUUUUAGCAAUAUUUAUUAGGUACCAAAACUUGGUUUAUCGUUAGUUUUUCUAAAGAAGCAACUAAAAUAACAAUCUUAAUAUAUUCAUAGUGAUUGGGCAAAGUAUCUCAUCAAAUCAUCUUACAUCAAUAUAUAUUUAUUUUAAAAUGUUUAGGUAGCCUUUGUACAGAAAGUAACAAAGUAUUUCCUGAAGCCUUUGUUGAGGAAACAAUUAAAAAGUCUUAUCGGUCACCGGUAAUGAUUUCAGAAAAUAACUUCCAUCAAAAUCAGAGGGACUUACAUUCAUGUAGCAAUAUACAUCCGACGGCAAAAGAUUAUCGUGAUAAUUUAGAUUAUUCGAAAAGCUUACCAAGUUUAGAAAAUGAGAUUUUAGAACGCUUAAUACAAAGUCAAAUUCAAUGUGAUAGAUUAACCAAUCAACUAAAAGCUCAAAGUAUGGAAUUUAUUCAACCUAAUAUAGAAAAUAAAUCAAUUUACUCUACUCAAAAGCGACCCAGAGCUAUGGUAGAUGCUGAAAGCAUAGUGGCUUCUCCUGUAUCUGAAUACGAUCUUAAUAAACAAGUAAAUGAACGAUGUGAUGAUGAUAUUUAUCCUCAGGAAAGUGAUAAUUCUUUCAUUUCUAAUGAUCAUCUGGUGAAAUUUGUUGAAGAUAAAAAUGUUACAAGUCAUCUUCAAAGUUGGCUUUCUCCUUUGGUUAGCCGAUAUAAUGAUCUAUUCACGAAUUUACGAGUGUCGUGUAUGGAUCAUCUACAAUCAUUAGGUCAAUCUGAUUGUGCAAGGAAUCAACGCUUGAUUUUUCACGCGGUUCAAGCCGGCUUCACUGUCACCAGCCAUGUGAUCCAUCGUCUUCCCAGUUACACUCAAAAAGAAAAUUAUGUGUCAAGGAAUGUUGGUGAGCGACAAUUCUCCGCAUCUGACAUAUCGCUCAAUGCUGAUCAAUUAGAUAAACUUGUAGCCGCAACAUUCAGGCGUCUUUCACGUCACGCUCCACCAGAAUGCGCAUGUCAUACUUCAAUUACUUCGAUGAGUGGGACAAAUAUUAAACGGCCUAUUUCCAUAAGACGACCUGUGACAUCUCAGGAACUGACUGCUUUAGAUAACCUUCUAAAGGAAGUUUGUUGUCUUGCUUGGCACCUACUGGCUGGAAAAAAGAGUCCACAACUAGAUAUUGAAUCAGAUGGAGUUCAAUCUACUUGGUAUGCAGAUGUGGAUAAAGCUGCCAAACCUGGUGAUCCAUACAAUGACAAAUGUUAUCGAAGAAGCUAUGAUUCAGACCCAUCUGCUGGUCAAGUUCACCAUUACAUUUGGCCAUGUUUAAUUUUAUAUAAUCAAAGACCUACUGAAAUUCAACAGCGAUUUCAAUCAACAAAAAUGGAUAAGACUAAUAGAUGUAAAUCGGUUAAAGCAUGUAUUUUGGUGAAAGGAGAAGCAUGUACACGUAAUCCAAUAUAUGCAGCAUCGCAAAAAGAUAAAGCUGCUGCUUUAUUAAAUCAUGAAUAUUCUUGUCAGAAUGUGUGUAGAUGCACGUCACCGCAGAAAUAUGGUAGAUCAAGAUCAGCAUCAAUUCGGAGAGUCUAGCAAAUAUUGCUUUGCUUUUAGAAAGAAACAUAGUGUUGACAAUUUAUUCAGAAAGCUUUGUUUAUUCAGUAAAAAAAAUUUGGAAUGGUCUGCAUCAAUUAAUCCUUAUAGUUAUUCUGUGACAAAUCAAUUAGCUGUUGAAUUUAUAACUUUUUAUGUCUUUUAUGAUCAUUAUUAUUAUUACUGUAGUAUUGACUGUGUUUAUAAUUUAACAAAACCAUGACGAAUUUUGUAAAAAACAGUUAUUUCGCAUAGAUUUUUAAAUAAAAUUUCUAUUUUAUAA